Molecule: messenger RNA, 3390 nt
Organism: Cladocopium goreaui
Lineage: Eukaryota; Dinophyceae; Suessiales; Symbiodiniaceae
Source: the annotation of a GenBank genome assembly
AUGGCCCGUGCUCCGAGGGCACUAGUGGCAUCCCCUGUGAUCUCUGGGAUCAGCACCACUGGUGGCGUGCCUUCGCAACGGGCCCAGUCCCAAUCCUCGCCCCACGUGGUUCAGCCGAGACAGACGCGAUCGUUCACCCCACCGGGAGUGGUGGUCCCUGCCUGGGCCUGGCUGCCGAGUGCCAUCGCCAAGGUCCAGAAUCCGGUGCUCAAGGCGUUGCCCACGCCAAAUCGAAGCAGGUCUUUGCAGAGACCUCCGCUCAGAGUCAUACAAGUCUCACAAGUCACACGGUCAAGUCUAAAGACCAAUGUGACCAAUGUGGGUCAGAGCCCUCCCUUGAGAGCCACGCUGUCGGGUCCCAUGCCUACUGCCUGGCAUGCGCAGCAGGUGAGGUGGAAUGAGGUGGAUGGGCCCCAACUCUAUGGUUGUGCCGGUGUGGCUCACACUCGUCUGGGUGAACAACGUCGAGCCUUGUUCCCGCCUGAGGUGGGUAUCUCCCCAGGAGCACAGGGUCUUGCCAACUCCCCAGAUGUGGAGCUGAAAAAAGAACUCUACCGAAUACGAGACGGCAGUCAGAUUUUCUUUCACAUCUUGAAGCCCAAGGGCAAGAAAGUCACUCAUGCAUUGGUCUUUUUGCACGGCUAUAGCUCAACUGGUGACCUGUACAUGGAGUUUCUCGCGGAGCUGGCUCGUAGUGGAAUGAUGGUCUUGGUUCCGGAUCUCCCUGGUCACGGACGUUCUGACGGUCUGUUGUUGUACAUCCCUGACUGGUGGGUCUUUGUCGACCAAGUGUGGACAGCACUGGAGCUGGUUCUGCCUAGCGAAUGCAUCGUUGAUGGACAGAUGCUCCCUCUCUUCCUCGCAGGCAACUCUUUGGGUGGUGGUCUCGCCUCAUGUCUGGUCUUGCAGCGACCAAGCUUCUUCAAGGGCGUCCUGUUGCUCUGCCCCAUGCUCACAGUGAGCGAUGAAGUGAAGCCACCAUGGAUCGUGCAGAUGAUUUUCAAGUACGCCAUCGCUCGAUUGUUCCCUACGUGGCCAGUCAGUCCAGUGAAAGACAUCUCUGACUUUGACUUCCGGGAGCCUUCUCAAGGGAACAAGUAUGUGAAGGCGAACCCUCUGUCUCUGCAGGGUUUGACCCCGCGCCUGGCUACAGCACUGCAGCUGGGCUUUGUGUAUCCUGAUUGGCUGAAGGAACGCCUCGGUGAGGUGCGGACGCCUUUCAUGAUCCAACAUGGCUUGGAGGAUCGUGUGACCGAUCCCACUACUUCGAAGCAGCUGUACAAAGAGGCCAUUGCCAAAGACAAAACCCUGAAACUCUACGAUGGAGUGUACCACUGCGAGAUGUUUUGCUGUUUGCCCGGCAACGAGAAGAUGCUGGGCGUGAAAUGGUCUGCUGAACAGGUGGCUGUGACCAAGACAUGCUUGGAGGACAUGAAGAACUGGAUGUCAGAACGCCUUGGUUUCACUUGCGCCUUCCUCAGCAUCGCCAGGAGCUUCGUGGGGGUCAGAGUCAGAUGGCCGAGGCAAGGGGAGCGAAGCAAAACGAGCUCAUCGCUUCCGCCGCGAAGUCAGCAGCUGCCAUCAACCUGGACCCGGACCACUGAUAGAUGUCAACAGCUCUGGUAUGCCGUGGGUGUUGCCAUAGCGCUCCGAGCCUUUGGAGGGAGCAGAGGUGCCGGCUCCGAAGCGCAGUACCAAAUGCGCGAGGCCAAGAGGAAGAGAGAAGCAGCGCAAUUCUUCACCUACCAAGCGCGUUUGUUGAGGACUGGCAUACCUCCAAGGGACGACCUGUACUGGCGCCGUGAAGAACGCAUGCUCUUCAACACCACCAAAAUGGAGAAGGGGAUCAACUUCGAUGCCUAUGACGAGGUGGAGGUUGACCGACGCGGUGGACUAGGAGAUGAGGUCAUCUGUGAUUCUUUCCAAGAUAUUUGCAAUCAGUUCACCAUGCCCAAGGAGCUGGUCGAGAACAUCCUGUACAGAUGUGGGUACGAUAAGCCCACCCCCGUUCAGAAACAUGCAGUGCCCGCAGCUCUGGCGGGCAACGAUGUCAUGGUUUGUGCGCAGACCGGGAGCGGCAAAACUGCAGCCUUCCUGGUUCCUUUGAUUGCAGAGACCCUGGUGGCUGGACAGAACAAGUUGGAGGAGGGAGCUAUCCGGCCAAGUGCGGUCAUCAUGGCUCCAACCCGUGAACUUUGUCAGCAAAUUACGCUGGAAGCCCGCAAGCUGUGCUUCAGGACAGUUGCCCGUGUGGUGGCUAUUUAUGGUGGUGCAGAUGCUUUGCCACAGCUGAAAGCGCUUGCAGAGGGAGCUGAGAUUAUCAUUUGCACUCCGGGCCGUUUGGAGGACUUUCUGGAGCGAGGAGUUGUUAGCAUGCGAGACGUGAAAUACUGUAUCCUUGAUGAGGCGGACCGCAUGCUGGACAUGGGCUUUGAGCCCCAAAUCAGAUCCAUCAUUGAAGGACACAGCAUGCCGGAACCUGGGGGACAGGAUGGAAGACAGACGAUGAUGUUUUCCGCCACUUUCCCACGAGAGAUGCAGGAUUUAGCCCUGGACUUUCUUGAUCCAACCUACCUGUGGAUUGGAGUCGGUCGCGUGGGUGAAGCUUGCGACAAUGUGGUGCAGCGUUUCCAGGACGCCAGCACUACAGAUUUGGAUGGGAAGUUUGAAAUGCUGGUGGAUGCAGUGAAGGAGGUGGAGACCACGAGUGAUGACAAAGUUGCAAAAACUCUGGUCUUCGCCAACUCAAAAACCACCGUCGAUGCCAUAACUUGGCGUCUCUCCGAUGCGCAGAUCAGGAGCAUGCAGAUCCAUGGUGGCCUGUCACAGGCCGCCCGCGAUCGUGCUCUGAGCGACUUUCGGAAUGGUCGGGUGUCUGUCUUGGUGGCCACUGAUGUGGCUGCUCGAGGAUUGGACCUCCCAGGCGUUGACCAUGUGGUAAACUACGAAAUGCCUUUGAAUGCAGAGGAUUACACCCACCGCAUCGGCAGAACUGGCCGCAUCGGGAAUACGGGUCUUUCCACUUCUCUGGUUGGCAGCUGGGAACCAGCGCUGAGGGAUAUCCUCAAGCCAGGAACUCAGCUCUUGAAGCGGCUGGCACAAUGCAUCCACCAUGUCUCUGGGAAGGUCUGUGAGGGACAUGAAGUCCGCAAGAAUCCCAGAGCUUGUGGCUUGAGUACCAUGCCAACAGUGGCAGCCGCAGUAUGCGCGGUGGCCGUGGUGGUGGCUAUGUUAGUCGCUACAACCAGAGCCGACAAGCGGAGAUGGAUGAUGGCAGCUUCAAUCCAGGCUAUUCGCGGCGCAAUAGCGACGGCCCCCGACCUAGGAGCCAAGCAGCGCGACCGCGCGGGCAAAGUGGACACAUUCGUCGCGUCAGAGCCCAAGCCAUGA